Molecule: messenger RNA, 1422 nt
Organism: Anneissia japonica
Lineage: Eukaryota; Metazoa; Echinodermata; Crinoidea; Comatulida; Comatulidae
Exons: 1
Coding region: 1-1422 (473 amino acids)
Source: RefSeq, a predicted model, not a curated record
AUGUCGAGCACAACUAGUAAACUGAGUCAACUUGAACUGACAGCGGCACAAGCUCGUGCUGAUGCAGCGAUGGAAGCUGCACGGACAGCUUUUGCAAAGAAAAAGGCAGAAGCAAAAAUAGAGGCGUUAAAAGCGCAAUUGGAAUUGGAACGCCUACAGCGAGAGGAAUCCCUGGCAGCAGCCGAGGCUAGGGCAUCAGUGCUUGACGACGAGAUUAAAAGUCAUAGUGGAACUGAGUUACGUAGCCUGCCAGCAGAAGGGCCUGCGAAGAGAGUGUCUGAGUACGUAAUGGCAUUGCCUAACAGCAAUAAUAUAAUACCAACACCAAUGCCAGCAUUGGAUGUCACACCAGAAUGUUCAGUAGCUGAUUGCGGAGGAAUUAAUCCCUCACCAAUGGAGUAUGUCAAAAAGCAGAUUAAUCCAUCAUCCAAUGAAACUUGCAUAGAAUUAAGUGAGAUCGUGAAAAAUAUGAAGAAGCCAAAACAUGAAGUUAAACGAUUUUCUGGAAACCCCAUCGAUUUUCCUAAAUUUAUCAGGCAAUUCAAAAGUAGAAUAGUAUCAAACACUGAUACUAGUGAAGAGAGGAUGACAUAUUUGGAGGAACUAACUACGGGGGAGGCCAACAAGGUUGUUUGUGGUUUCAGUCAUCUUCCCAGUGAAAAAGCCUAUCAAGCGGCUAUGGAUCAACUUUCAGACAGAUAUGGUGACAACGAAGUCAUCGCAAGCACUUACAUAAAGAAAGCAUUAGAAUGGCCUACUAUUAGGCCAGGAGAACCAAAGGCUCUAGAUGAAUAUGCCUUAUUCCUAGUAGAAUGCAUGAAUGCGGCAGAGCAUGUAAUUGCAAGCAAAAUUUUGGAGUAUCCCGAACACUUGAAGAGGUUAAUGUUCAAACUACCAGUCUACCUACAUGACAGAUGGCGGAAUAUAGCAUUGAACCUAAAGGAAAACAAGAAGCCUGUCCUAUUCAGGGACUUUGUAAAAUUUGUGCAAAAGGAAGCUAAGAAGGUCAAUGACCCAAUUUUUGGAGCUGUAGGAAGGACAGCCACAGGAAUGGAAACUCCGAGAAUGGAAGUGAAGCUUAAACGUACGACGGUCACCGUAAGGCAAACUACUGUAGAAAGCGGUGUCAAUGGAGAAGUUGUCUUCAUGUGCCCCAUCCAUCAAGGAUCGCAUCCGUUUAUAAAAUGCAGAACAUUCUUAUCAAAGUCCGAUGCUGAAAGAAAGCAGUUUAUAAAGAAGCACAAGGUGUGUUUCAGAUGUCUGGCAUCUACGACUCAUUUCGCAAGGGAGUGUAAAGCCGAGAUCAAGUGUGAAGUUUGCAGUAGCCCCCGACACCUAGGAGUGAUGCAUAUCCAUAACCGUGAACAACAGACAACUCAAAUCCAGCACAAGCAAAUACCACUGCUACUACAAAACCUGUGA